AACAACCAACGCAAUGGACUAACACCUGUCACCAAUAUGUAGUCCGUCCGCCGCCUUGAAGGAGGAUGACGAGGUCCUUGAGACCUCCACCAGGUCUGCUGCCGCCGAGGCCACUGCCUCGACCUCUCCCACCGAUCGACGCUCAGUCUCCUGGGCUGUCGAGGUCGCUGGCGACUCUGUUGGAUCCCUCUCUGCCUCUCGCUCUGUUUCUUGGGCCAUGUCUGUCAGCGAUUCUGGCAACAGUGCUGAGAUUGACCCCCAGGACGUCUACCCGUCCACCGCAUGUGUCUUCGUCGCCAAUCUGGCUGAGCCCCGCGACGAUGUCGCUCUUGAGGCCGCUGUUACGCGUGCCUUCAGUCGCUUUGGCACUGUGUUUGUCAAGAUCCGCCGUGAUCAUAACAACUUGCCGUUUGCUUUCGCUCGCAAGAUCAUGGAGACUUUCGGAACGGUCAGCAGCAUUGAGGUUGUUGAUGACGACACUUGCGAGCGCAUGGAUUUGCCCUCUUCCGUUUUGGUAGAGUACUCCAGCUUCAACUCGAAGAAAACAUUCAGCAUGGCCGUUUCCCUAUUCCCUGACUACUACAUCGACAUGUUCGAUGUCCGCAAGCGUGCUGCCAAGAGCAACAUUGAUCGUGACACUGAAUUUCUCCGUCAGUACGAUCUCGAUCGCCGCUCCAUCUACGUUGGCGGCCUUCCUCUUGACGCCACCGAGGAGGAGAUGUUUGAGAUCUUUUCCGAUGUUGGCGAGGUCAUCAAGGUGAACAUGGUGCAGCGCCAUAACCAAGAAGGUGCUCUUGCUCGCCAGUUUUGCUUUGUCGAGUUCGACAAGAUGGAGACGCCGACUUAUGCCAUCAACAACCGUGAUGGCAUGGUCCUCCGUGGCCAGCAUUUGACUGUUCAGCGCAAGCAGUCAAAGGUAGCCAAGACCCGUCUUGCGACCCGCUACAUCGGCAAGAAUGAGCUAACUGAGGUCAACAAGACUCAGCCUCACCACGACGACCAAGUCGCGAUUCGUCGUGGUAAUUUCACGGGCCAGAUCUACAAUGGCCCCAACAGCACAGCCAAUGCUUUGGCCCGCUAUAACAACAACGGCCCUUCUGGAUACAACCAGGGCCACCAGGGCUACCAGGGCCACCAGGGCUACCAGGGCCUCCAGAUGCACAUCGACCACCACGAGCCCCAGCAUUACCAGCGCUACGCAGGCCCCGCCAUGCCCCCAAUGCCGUACAUCCCCGGCGAUGGCGCUGCGGUUGGCAUGAGCGGAAUGCCUGUCCACCCGGCGACUGUGUCGCCCAGCUUUGCCCAGAGCUUCCCGGUCCACCCCCCGGGACACACCCCUCCUGGCAUGAUGAGCGCUUGGCCGGUCAUCACCAACAACACCCCGACCCGCCAUCACCAGGCGUACAACCCCAACCCGGCCUUCGCGCUGACCCAGCGGCGCGCUCCCGACCGGAGCUGUGCCCAGCCUCGCCAAAACCACACUCGGUACUUUUACCAGCCGGCGGACGCCGACAUCGUGGAGGAGUAA
Molecule: messenger RNA, 1528 nt
Organism: Podospora bellae-mahoneyi
Lineage: Eukaryota; Fungi; Ascomycota; Sordariomycetes; Sordariales; Podosporaceae
Exons: 5
Coding region: 218-1528 (436 amino acids)
Biological process (GO): regulation of gene expression
Cellular component (GO): nucleoplasm; chromatin
Molecular function (GO): RNA binding
Source: RefSeq, a predicted model, not a curated record